Cottoperca gobio is the source of this 498-nucleotide messenger RNA. Its product is annotated as midkine-B-like. Gene Ontology annotation, molecular function: growth factor activity. Lineage: Eukaryota; Metazoa; Chordata; Actinopteri; Perciformes; Bovichtidae. The record is from RefSeq and is a predicted model, not a curated record.
AUGUUGUCCUCAUGGGAUGCUGCUGCGGUGCUUUUUUAACUCCAGUCCCUGAACAGGUUAUUAGAGGAGCAGUGCAUAAUUGCAGCCUGGUUGGUGGCUGCGCUGCUGCUGCUGUUAUUCACUCUCAUCACUGUCAAAAGUGUAGCUGGAGGGAAAAACAAGAAAGGUAAUACUAAACCCUCCCAGCCGGAGUCAGAAUGCACUGACUGGCGCUAUGGCAACUGUGUCCCUAGCAACGGGGACUGUGGAGCAGGAUUUAGAGAGGGGUCAUGUGAUGAGCAGAACAAGACGAUGAAAUAUAGAGUACCUUGCAACUGGAAAAAAGACUUUGGAGCUGACUGUAAGUAUCGAUUUCGAAGUUGGGGAGAGUAUGAUCCGAGUUCUGGCUCGCGGAGCAGAACGGGGACACUGAAGAGGGCUCUGUAUAAUUUGGAGUCACAGACUAUUUCUGUCUCCAAACCUUGCAUUGGAAAAACCAAGACAAAGAAAAAAGGUUAG